AUGGAGGUAACUCCGGCACCGCGCGAAGACCCCGAGCCGAGGCAGGCGACCGCGCCGCCUGCGACGAGCGCCCCGAGCGCGCCGGCCGCGCCGCCCGCGCCGGCCGAGCCGACAGCCGCGGUCGCGCCCGGCGCACCGGCCGCGCCCGUUUCCGCGCCCGCGCCCUUGUCCGUACCCGCGCCCGCGCCCGCCGCCGCGCCCGCGCCCGCAGCGCCCCCCGCCGGCGCGCCCAGGCCCCUCCCCCCUAGCCCCCCGCAGGCGCCCGGCAGCCCGGCCGCGCGCGCCUCCGGAUCCAGCAGCGACCGCUCCGGUGGCUCCUCGCCCAGCCGCCCCUCCUCCAGGGUCGGCCCUCAAGACUCGAGCGAGUCACGCGGCUCCUCUACUUCGGAGAAUAGUAUUCGAUUCGUGCCGCCCGUGAUGAUCCUGCAGCAUUGGGGCGAAGAAUGGGUGCCGGUGUUCACGCGGGACCAGCAGAGCCAGAACUCGCCGCAGCACCAGCGGCCGCUGGAGCCCUACAGCGACGCGUACCUCACCGGCAUGCCCUCCCGCAAGCGCCGCUGCGUGCGCCAGGCCCGGCCGCCGACCACGCUGGAUGGAUUCAUGAACGAGAGUGUAAACGAGGCGACGGAGCGGAACGGCACCGACAACGGCGCCAUCCGCGCGGCCUUCCGCGAGCACAUGCGCGAACUGGCUCGCGCGCGCGCCGCCACCUCCGACGACUACGACCCGGCGCGCUUCGCCUCCGCCGCCCGCUUCCUGCAGCCUAAUGGAAGGUCAAGCAGGAACGAAAGCCCCGAAUGCAGCAACAAUGAAAAUGGAGUUUGAAUUGCCUACGCUACGGUACUGUCGCUGGAACAUAAAAUAUAAUCUUAGAUUCACAGGUUGCUUAUACGCGCUUGGUUCAUAUUACCGAGCAGUUUUUAAUUGUAUUGCAAUUAGGUAGUUUUUAAUAUUCAUUAAUAGGGUAGUUGACAUACCAGUCAAUCAACAUAUUGUAGCUGCAUUGCAUGAACAGUCAAAACGCGAUUCUCCCACAAUGACAUACAAAAAAAAAGAUAGAUAGGUUAUGCGCGUACAUUUGUAUUUUAAGGUGACGUAAGUAGUUCUCUCUCUUUCUCUAGUAUUGUGACAUCCGCGGCAUCAAAUCGUGCCCGACUGAAUGCAAGGCGGGCAAUUACCUGACUUUUCUAUUGCCAUUCUAGAGCGGUUACGAUGAAUCAAAUUUUUUAAGUCAUGUAGUUCUCCCAUAGAUUUUGUAUGGACAAUCGGGUUAUAAAUAGUCAUCGGAGUUCGCGAACUGAUGACUAACAAUGUUUCAAUUUCAAAGCUACUAAAAAUUUAAAUAAACAACUAAAACUAAAUCUUACUCUGUUUUCGGAACUACAUUGAAGUGUUAAAAAAGGAGUAGUGUCAUGGAAUUUAUUGGUCAUUGGUGUCAACUACCCAUUUUCAUCAUAUUUAAUAUUAUGUAGUUUGCCAACAUAUACUCAUUUAGCCGAAGAUUUAACUAAUUGAUGUAUAACCAGUUUUAAAUAUUGUGUCGUCUGGAAUUACUGUCUAUUUUACUCAAUUUAUACUUCUCAUGUUUAGCUGCUCUUAUUUUUUUCUAGAGUGUGUUUUUUAUGUUAUUUCAAUCAAUAUAGUGCCCCUGUAACUUUCAUCAUUACUUAUUUGUUUACAUAUUAUUGUAACGGUUAAAAUGACGGUUCGAUUUUAAUAUUUUCUUUUGGUCUAAUUCUUAAAAAAAAAAUUGAAGCUUAAUUUAAAUGAUUGAUAUUUUUAGAUUAAAACAAAAAGGGAAGAUAUGUCAUAAGCGUUUCGGAAGUGUCCCCACUCUAAAGACUGAUUGGCUAGAUUAAGUAUUUAACUAAAUUUUAAGUGAUCAAAAUGCAUCGUAACAAAUUUUUAACUUAAUUCCAAAUGUCAAGCUCUUGUUUACUAUCAAACUGCUUGUCAAAACGUGUCAAGUGACAAGCCCCGCCCACCAAUUUACAGAAAAAUCAAUUUAAAAUUUAGUUAUCUACUUAAUACGUGUAUAUCAGCCUUUAUGGUGCCUAUGGGCAUGACAUACAAAAAAGAUAGACAGGUUAUGCGUUGUAGGCGCAUUAUUGCAUGUUAAAAUGGCGCAAGUAGUCCUUAAAUAGGGAGAGCUAUUUAAUACGAGAGCUAUUUUCUAAGAAGGCAAUUACCUGACUUUUCUAUUGCCAUUCUAGAGCGGGUACGACGUAUAACUUAAAACUUAAAAAACGUCUUAGUUCACUGAUCUAUCACUGGCACCCGCCAUGUCUUCAGGGCCUAGUUUUUUCAAUAUCAAUGUAAGCGCAUACCAUAUCUUCCCUUUUUGUUUUAUUAAUCUAAGUUGAUGUUACAUAGUUUUAUCCUUUUAUCUAAAUGUGCAAAUCCAUAAAUAGUAGCUCACAUAACCGAUUGAUGUUUUUAAUAGUAAACACACAAUAAUUGGAUGUUAUUAUAAUCAAAAGUAAUUAGCUUAGCGGAUAUUUUCAUCAUUAUUAUUAAUGUUUCAAUAGAUUUUAAAACAUGUAUCAUCUACUUACAUGUUCAACUUAAUACAUAAGUUGGACGAUGUUUCAACAUUGGUGUGUAGUAAUUAAUCAUCCUCUUUGACUUGUGUAGACGAAUCAUUUAACUUUUAUUUUUGUAAACAAAUGGGGUUAAAUUUGUACUUUUGCUGCUGCAUUCAAAAUCAAAAUUUGCUUUUAAUUUAUUGUUAUAAGCAAUCAUCCACUACAGCAAAAGAUUUCAUUUUUCGGAUAAAAUGGGGUAUCUUCUACACAAAACUAAGGGGUAUUAAGAUAUAAUAAUUUAAGAUGUAAUCAUAAUUAUGGUAUAAUAUUUAGCGGGCAUGGCGUUGUAAGAAGGAACAGUAACGUCACAUUUUUCUAACGGUUAUACUUAUUUUCAUCUCCCUAUAGUAUUUUUCAUUUAAUUUUCUAAAUUUUUAUUAAAAAAUAAAAUAAGGCAGAGGGAACGCGUGCGACUGUAAAGUCUACUAACGUCUCAAACAGAUCGAUUAUCAAAACCGUAACUUUUUCUAAAUUAUUGAUUUAUUUAUUCAUUAAAUAAACGUAGUUCGGUUAUUUUGUAUUGUUGGUAAAAUUAUAAUAUGGUACCUACGUCGGUUGUGCUCCUUGAGAAGGCCAGCGCUGACCGUAGACCAUACCAACCCAGCAAAGCUUGGGAUUGGGAUGUAAAUAUAAAAAUAAACAACUGAGACUGAACAGUUAAUAUACUUUAUAAACUUAUAUUACAUAAUGACACAUAUUAUGGUAUAAUAUGUUUUUUUGUUAAAGUGCAGUCAACAGCACCUCAGACUAUACGUGUUGGUUGCAAAAUAACACCUAUUAUGACUAUGAGAUGCCACGGUGCUUAGCUUGAUGUGCUGUUGUCUGUACUCUUUAUUUUUCGUUUUUAUUCAUUACUUUAAAAAGAAAGUGUUCCUUCUUGCAUAGUUUUUUUGUUGUACAAUCUGUUGGUUAUCGAAUUAUCAUUUUCCUUGAUUUUAUUAAGAGUUUCAUAGAAGUCUAUGUGUAUGUGCUAAAAGGAUUUCAACAAUCAACCAGUUUGAAUCUAGACCCAUUUAUUAAGGUGAGUAUAGACUGGAGCAUUUAUAGUUGUCCAACAUUGAACCGUCCCAGCUACGACAUUGACAGGAGGGCGCUACUACCAAUACUAGGUUAUUUCGAUUUUUGCCACUUGACGUUUCAGAAUAGUUUGACUAUUACUUGUAACAGAAUAACGAGCUGCUCUGUGAAAUGUCUAGUGUAUCACCCUGUCACGAACCAAACGUCGUACAUUUUACCUGUAUGGAACCGUUCGCAAGAAAGCGAUAUUACAUAUAAAGAAUUAAUGCUCUAGUCUAUACUCACCUUUAGACAAUCGUUAAACAUGGAUUUUAUUCUUACAAAUGAUAUUUUAAUGCCAAAGAAAUUGCUUCACUAUUCAUCAACGCAGUUUUUCAAUUUAACUAGGCAUGGUUUUUAGAAAAAAGAAACAACUCCAUAUGUACAACUAAAAGUUUCGAACGAUAAAAUUCAAUUUUAAAAUUAUAUCAGACGGCAAUCAAGUUUUGUCAAAUUAAGUUCACAUCCAUUUCCACAUGAAACAUCUAACUGAAUUUUAAAGAAUUAACUUUAUUCAUUUUACCGAAAUGCGAUUGAGUCUAUUUAUUUUACUUUUAAUUUAAUAUAAUUUCAUCGAAUCUUAUCAAUUUUAUAAUUUUUUGCAUCAUCAUAAUGAUGAUGAUGAUGAUAAUUUUAUUUGUAUAUCUUUGAUAUGACGCAUAUCGACGGUGAAGUGACAAUACCUCCAAAGUGCAUUUAUUUUUUGGUUUUUAGGAGAUAGAAAUAAUAUGGAAAUAUUACUUGCGCAUAUAGCAGCUAUUUCCAUCAAGUUUUAUUGCUAUCUAAAAAGAAAUAUCAGUUAGGAGAAAAAUUUCGAAUGGAAAAAGUCCACGCGAAAUUAAAUUUUAAGCUUAUUGUAUCAAGAAAAUCGAUUUAUUUAAAAUGUUAGUUAGGAGGUAUUGUCAUUUCACCGUCGAUAUAAGAAAUUCUACAUAAUUGUAUGCAAUGCUUGUAAUAAAGAAAAUAAAUGGGUCAUGAAGCAAUUGGUUGAGUGUACGUUCGACAGCAUAUGAGAAAAAACAUCUUGUUUCUAAAAUAAAUAGCACCUAUUAGAGCCACAGCAUACUUGCUACUUUCAGUAUCGGCGAGCGGCGAUUUAACCGCUUUUUAGAAGCUAAAUGCAGCGACCACACAUUCCACACCGCACACUUAAAACGUCAACCGCGACGAUUGAGUCGUUUUUCGGAAGCUUGACAGUAGUCGCUAAAACGCGCGAUUCCGAACGCAAGAAGUCGCGAAAUCGCGAUGCUGCGUCGAUACAGAAGCACAAUCGUCCAUCGCCGAUGCUAAAAGUAGCAUGUCUGCUGUGGCCUUUACAACGGCCCAAUUUCAUUAGAACGCAAUGUGGCGGCGCGGUGGUGGUGUCUUGAUCUACUAAAUAUACCUAAAAGCUACGUUCUCGGUUGCCGGUAAUAACUUGGUUACGCAAACCAAGCUGAUACCAGGUGAAAUACCUUCCAUAUAACUGUAGAACUUGGUGGCGCGACUGUGGCGCCGCCAUGGUGUUCUCUUAGGCUAUGGUCUCCUAUUAAACGCUAUUUACGUCAGAGUCAAACAUUCCAAUCGACGUCCAUAAUGUCCACGCGCCGACGUUAACAAAUGAAAGAGAAUCACAACAAUAUAUUUCUAUAGUAAGCAUUGUGACGCUGCCUACGGACGUUUACAGGAGCCCACAGCUUAGGGCCUUGAGAUGCCAUACUUGAUUUGCUGUCGUCAGUACAUAAUGUUUCCGAAAACAGCAAGCCUAGCUCUUCUCUUUUUAAGUUUACAUUGGUGUGACUUAUUGAAGUGGCCGGUUGAAGGAAAUGAUGAUACGGAACUAACAUAACUUACUUAUUAAUAGGUGUCAACUUUAUCGUUGUUUCUGUCUUGAUAUAAUGUAUUACAAUAUCGAUGUUCACAGAAGUAGAUUCUUAAGGCUGGGUUGCACCAUCUUACUUUAACUUUAACAAACGUGAGAUGUCUGUCAAAUUCCAUACAAAACCACCGGUUAUGUAUACACUCGCGAGCAAAAAUAUGGAAUCACCUCAUUUGUUCUGAGCUAUCUUAAGAACUAAAUUACUAAUCUAUACUAAUAUUAUAAAUGCGAGAUAACUCUGUCUGUCUGUCUUGCUUUCACGCCUAAACCACUGAACGGAUUUUGAUGAAAUUUGGCAUAGAGAUAGUUUGAGUCCCGGGAAAGGACAUAGGAUAGUUUUUAUCCCGGUUUUUGAAACAGGGAUAAGGGAUAAAGUUUUUCUGUGACAGACAAAAUUCCACGCGGGCGAAGCCGCGGGCUGAAAGCAAGUAAAUAAAUAAUAAAACCGGCCAAGUGGGUAAAGUUUAACGUGUUACGCGCAGUGCAGGUUUCCGUAGUUACCCGUCGUUACCACAAUAUAUUUUAUAGAAGCAAGCAAUUAUUUCAUCUAAAGACACUUAAUGUUCUUAUAAGGAUUUUUUAUUAGGUAAGAAAUUUUGUAAUAACUGUCCAAUAACUAUCCGGUGUCCAAUGACUGUUGGAUUACCCUACAUCAAUUACUCUAAUGGAUAUACAACUUAUAUACCUACUUUUAAAAUACAUAGUAACACCCAGACCCGUCACAGAAAUGAAAAUUUAUCAUUUUAAUUUCUGCCCGGCCGGGAAUCGAACCCGCGACCACUCAGCAUAGUAGUCCGUUCCGAACCACUACACCUAACGGCUGACUUUCCGGCCGAUUGUCAUGAUUUUUUUCCAGAUUGAUGGCUUGAAAAGCAAAUAGUUUAGUUUUUAGAGGGGGACAGGGACACCCUACUCGAACAAAAAUUUACUGUUUAGUUUAAUACUCACUCUCUCUCCCUCUCUCUCUAGGGAUUGAAGGUGAUAACGGGCAUUAGCAACCCCUGUGGAAUUUUUAAAGACCUAUUUCAUAAUACCCCACACGAUGGGGUGGGUAAGUGGGUAGAUGAUGAAAAAAAAAUUGCAUCCCCAUGUUACUUGUAGGGAAGCUACCCUAAAAUAAAACAUUAAAAAUAUAUAUUGUACAGUUUUGUCGGCAUAAUUAAGAUAAAUACCUCCACAAAAUUACAGCUCUCUAAUGCCAACAGUCUCCACGCUAAACCCACAUGACUAAACUAUAAAUAAGGGUUCCUUAUCAGAACUACGGAAACCUAAUAAGAUGUUGUUUCCAUACUUUUGAUAGUAAGUAAAGCUAAUGGAUAAAGUAAGGUGGUGCAACUCACACUCU
Messenger RNA from Ostrinia furnacalis (Asian corn borer), 6844 nucleotides. RefSeq names its product proline-rich receptor-like protein kinase PERK5. The transcript has 6 exons. Lineage: Eukaryota; Metazoa; Arthropoda; Insecta; Lepidoptera; Crambidae. The record is from RefSeq and is a predicted model, not a curated record. Bases 1 to 825 code for a protein of 274 amino acids.